AUGGGAAUCAGAGAGGCACUGACUCUGCAGAACAGGCAAGUGCUGAUUUUCUUUAUUGUGCUAAAAUUAUCUCAUGCUAGUACUGAAUCAGUUCGCUAUUCUAUGCCAGAGGAAAGAGAAAUUGGCUCUUUUGUGGCUAAUCUUCUGAAGGACUUGGGGCUAGGGGUGGAGGAGUUGUCCUUCCGGGAGGCCAGGGUGGUAUCUGAGGACAAUGAAAAGCAUUUGCGCCUUAAUUUGCUGACAGGAGAUUUGCUUCUAAAUGAGAAACUGGACAGAGAAGAGCUGUGUGGCUCUGCAGAACCUUGCAUACUGCAUUUCCAGGUGAUGCUGAAACAACCUUUACAGUUUUUUCGGGCUGAACUGCAUGUCAGAGAUGUAAAUGAUAAUUCUCCCACAUUCUUAGACAAGGAAAUAAUUUUGAGAAUAUCAGAAAGUGCUCCCAUUGGAACCACCUUUCUAUUGGAAAGUGCUCAAGAUGUGGACAUAGGAAGGAACAGUCUUCAGAACUACACAAUUAGCCCCAAUUCCCAUUUCCACAUUAAAAUUGGCAACAGUGUUGACGGGAAGAUUUACCCAGAGCUGGUUCUGGAUAGAGCAUUAGAUCAUGAGAAGGAAUCUGAGCACAGAUUAACACUCACAGCACUGGAUGGUGGAUCUCCACCCAGGUCUGGGACAACUUUGGUUCUCAUUAAGGUUUUGGACAUCAAUGAUAAUGCACCUAAGUUUGCUCAGAGUCUCUAUGAGGUGCAGGUCCCAGAGGACACACCCAUUGGGUCUUGGAUAAUCACCAUGUCUGCUAAGGAUCUGGAUGCAGGAAAUCAUGGGAAAAUAUCCUACACGUUUUUCCAUGCAUCUGAAGAUAUUCGCAAAACGUUUGACAUGAACGCAUUAUCUGGGGAAGUUCACUUGAAAUCAGCGCUGGAUUUUGAAGUGAUACAGUCCUAUAGUAUAACUAUUCAGGCAACAGAUGGUGGAGGUCUUUCAGAAGAAUGCACUCUUGGAAUUAAAGUAUUAGAUGUUAAUGACAAUCCACCAGAAAUAAAGAUAUCUUCAGUUACUGAUAGUAUUCCAGAGAAUACUCCAGACACUCUUGUAGCUGUGUUUAGUGUCAGAGACCAAGAUGCAGGAGACAAUGGAAGAACAGUUUGUUCUAUUCAAGAGGACCUCCCCUUUAUUCUGAAACCCAGCUUCAAAAAUUUCUACACUUUAAUUACCGACAAAGCACUAGACAGAGAGGAAAGAGAUGAAUACAACAUCACCAUCACUGUCACCGACUUGGGGACUCCCAGGCUGCAAACCCAGCACACCUUCACCCUGCAGGUGUCCGACGUGAACGACAACGCCCCCGAAUUCACGCAGUCGUCCUACACCCUGUGGGUCCGCGAGAACAACAGCCCCGCCCUGCACAUUGGCACCAUCAGCGCCACAGACAGAGACUCGGGCAGCAACGGAAUAGUCAUAUGGAGCAAUUUAUAG
Molecule: messenger RNA, 1476 nt
Organism: Dipodomys ordii (Ord's kangaroo rat)
Lineage: Eukaryota; Metazoa; Chordata; Mammalia; Rodentia; Heteromyidae
Product: protocadherin beta-14-like
Exons: 2
Coding region: 1-1476 (491 amino acids)
Biological process (GO): homophilic cell-cell adhesion
Cellular component (GO): plasma membrane
Molecular function (GO): calcium ion binding
Source: RefSeq, a predicted model, not a curated record